Nerophis ophidion (straightnose pipefish) is the source of this 1201-nucleotide messenger RNA. It is a transcript of the gene hdhd2, whose product is annotated as haloacid dehalogenase-like hydrolase domain containing 2. Bases 289 to 1068 code for a protein of 259 amino acids. Gene Ontology annotation, molecular function: phosphatase activity. Gene Ontology annotation, biological process: dephosphorylation. The record is from RefSeq and is a predicted model, not a curated record. NCBI's taxonomy places the organism in Eukaryota, Metazoa, Chordata, Actinopteri, Syngnathiformes, Syngnathidae. The transcript has 10 exons.
CAGGGCAAAAACGCGCGCCUUAAUGAAGACAAAGAGGACUUAAACCGGAAGUAGGACACAAACACGCGCCAUAUCAUUGAAGACGAAGAAGACGUAAACCGGAAGCGGGACCAGGCUUAACGAGAAGGUGUAAAGGCACACCUCCAGGCAACUACACAUCCAUCCAUCCAUUUCCUACCGCUUAUUCCUUUUUGGGGUGGCGGGGGGUGCUGGCGCCUAUCUCAGCUACAAUCGGGCGGAAGGUGGGGUACACCCUGGACAAGUCGCAAUCUCAUCGCAGAUGUCAAAAUGGCAAGCAGACGUACGCUAAAGGCCGUCCUGGUGGACCUGAGUGGAACUCUGCACGUGGAGGACACGGCGGUCCCUGGUGCGCAGGACGCCCUCCACAGGUUACGUGAGGCGUCGGUCGCCGUGAAGUUCGUGACCAACACGACGAAAGAGAGUAAGAGGAACCUACUGGAAAGACUGCGAGGACUCAACUUUGACCUCCAGGAAAAGGAGAUCUUCACGUCUCUGAGUGCUGCCAGGAGUCUCCUGGAGAAGACCAUGCUCAGACCCUUGCUGCUGGUGGAGGACGGCGCCCUGGAGGACUUUGCAGGUAUCGACACCUUGGAACCAAACGCUGUUGUGGUAGGACUGGCUCCUGAACACUUCAACUACCAGACUAUGAACAAGGCCUUCAGACUGGUUCUGGGUGGCGCUCCUCUCAUCGCCAUCCAUAAGGCUCGUUACUACAAAAGGAAAGAUGGUUUGGCCCUGGGCCCUGGACCGUUCGUCACCGGACUGGAGUACGCCACGGACUGUCAAGCCACCGUAGUGGGCAAGCCUGAGAAGACUUUCUUCACACAGGCUCUUGCUGAUUUGGGAUGUAGCCCCGAUGAAGCCGUCAUGAUAGGAGAUGAUGCCAGGGAUGAUGUGGGAGGAGCUCAGAGCGCAGGAAUGUUGGGGAUUUUAGUCCGAACUGGUAAAUACAGACGAGGAGACGAGAAUAAAGUCAACCCUGCACCUCACCUCACGUGUGACACUUUCCCAGAUGCUGUUGAUCAUAUCCUUCAAAACUUGCUCUAACAGUGUUUUUCAACCUUUUUGGAGCCAAGGCACAUUUCUUGCCUUGAAAAAAUGCGGAGGCACACCACCAGCAGAAAUUAUUGAAAGAUGAAACUCAGCAGUCGAUAUUGACAAUAAAAAGUCAUUGUCGCAA